Molecule: messenger RNA, 676 nt
Organism: Alnus glutinosa
Lineage: Eukaryota; Viridiplantae; Streptophyta; Magnoliopsida; Fagales; Betulaceae
Product: NRR repressor homolog 1-like
Exons: 1
Coding region: 112-489 (125 amino acids)
Biological process (GO): regulation of systemic acquired resistance
Source: RefSeq, a predicted model, not a curated record
GUGAGUCUGUCGGAGAGGUAGCGUAGAAGCAACCAAGAAAGUGGCAUGCCGCUCUCUUUCAUGGUUCUUCCCUAGCCUGUCAGACGCAAAAAAUAAUAAUAAAAAAAUCACAUGGAGGGUAGUGCAAACAGGAAGAGAAAGAUUAGCCAUGAUGAAGAUCAGGAGGAAGACGAUGAACAAAAGAUAGAAAAGUUCUUUGCUCUUAUCAAGAAUCUUCGCGAGGCUCGUGACCGUCUGAUGAAUGGCUCGAAUGGAUUCAACGGGACAGAUCAGAACAAAAGAGACAAGAUGAAGAAAGUCGAGGAACAGAAGCAGACUCAUGCAGUUUGGAAACCCUCGUUCCAACGCGAAGAUUUCGUGGAAGAGGUGGCAGCUCCGUUCAAAAACCCUCCGGUGACGGCGUUAGUGGGUUCUUCUUCUCAAAGAGGUGGAGGAGGAGGUAAUAAAGAAAAUGAUACGGACGGCUUAGACCUAAGGCUUUCACUCUAGCGUUGCGCUUUCAUUUUGCUUGCAGAAUGAUUAUCGAUCUAUAUAUUAUGUAUGCCAGUUAAUUAGUACCAUGGCUUUUCGCUUUGGCCGAAGGUUAGUAAUGUUUAAUUAAUUGAUAUGUAUUUAUUUAUUUUGAAUUAUGGACUAUAUAGUCUAUAUAUAUAUGAUCCAAAUUUAAUGAGCUUAG